Labrus mixtus (cuckoo wrasse) is the source of this 11350-nucleotide messenger RNA. RefSeq names its product Dmx-like 2 (gene dmxl2). Bases 270 to 9650 code for a protein of 3126 amino acids. The transcript is spliced from 55 exons. Gene Ontology annotation, molecular function: protein binding. Lineage: Eukaryota; Metazoa; Chordata; Actinopteri; Labriformes; Labridae. Gene Ontology annotation, biological process: vacuolar acidification. The record is from RefSeq and is a predicted model, not a curated record. Gene Ontology annotation, cellular component: RAVE complex.
GGAUGGUGCUGACAGCGAGGGGAGACAGACGGCCAAUAUUAUACGUUUGAAUGGAUCACCGGGCCAGGUGAACUCCCAAUCUUACACGGGGUGGAACACCAAUUCUCCGUUCUUCUUUUUUUGGAGGAAGACGACGCUGCCAGGGCCGAGGACGACGUGAACAUUACUGAUGGAAUUCCCAGUCGCUGCUCGAUGGAGAAACCGAAAGGGUGGACUCGUUAUUAAUAAUUAAAAACCCUCCCCUCAUCUGCUGCUAAAAGAGAAGGAAAAUGCAUCUGCACCAGGUGCUGACGGGAGCAGUAAACCCUGGCGAUUGCUGCUAUUCAGUCGGGAGCGUGAAUGACAUUCCCUUCACGGCUUACGGCUCAGGGUGUGAUGUGGUGAUCUUGGCGAGCGAUUUUGACAGUGUACAGAUAAUCCCUGGAGCUCAGAAUGGGAACAUACAGGUGGGCUGUGUGGAGUGUUCCCACCAGCUUGGCAGGAUUGCUGCGUCCUAUGGAAACACAGUCUGCAUCUUUGAACCUCUUUCUACCAACCCAAACAAACGCCACAAGAAGCUUAGCUAUCAGUGGCAAAAGACAGGACAGUUCUUCCUUGAUGCCAUCACCUACAACCUGGCCUGGGACCCACAAGGGAACCGUAUCCUAGCAGCAACCGAACGGCUCCAGCUGUGGGCUCCUCCGCUUACAGAUGCCCUGAUAGAAGAGGAGGAUGGGCAGCUGACAGAGGACAAGCCCCACCCUGUCCUCAAUGACUGGAACUGUGUCUGGCAGUGCAAGACUGCUGCGUCUGUUCACAUUGCCAAGUGGUCUCCUGACGGGGAGUACUUUGCAACCGUUGGGAAGGAUGACUGUUUACUCAAGGUGUGGUAUCCCACCACGGGCUGGCGUUCUGCAGUGGUGGUCCAGGACCCUUAUGAUAAAAAGUCUCCCCUCGUCCACUUCUCCUUUGUUUAUCUGGCUCACCCUCGCUCGGUCACUGGCAUGUCCUGGAGGAAGACCAGCAAGUACAUGCCAAAGGGUUCAGUGUGCAAUGUCCUGCUGACAUCCUGCGAGGAUGGUGUGUGUAGGCUGUGGUCUGAGACCCUGCUACCAGAAGACAGCCAGCUUGGGGGACAGAUAUCUGAGAACACACACUCCUUCAGCUCCAGCCUGCCAGGCCUGGCAGGAAACAAGGACAAGAUCCAGCAUGCUUUGGAGUCAAUCCACCACCUGAAGCAUCUGCGUCGUGGUCGUCGACGGUCCUCUGCUCUGGUGGCUCACAGUGAGCUGCUGCCCUCCCAGCUUGGCACACAGGACGCACACACUCACCGCCACAUCGCACACCAUGCCAACGCCCUGUGUCACUUCCAUAUCUCGGCCAGUAUUAACCCCAACACAGAUAUCCCAUCAAUUCUUGCUGAUUCUGCAGUGUUCAACCCAGACGAUGGCUCUGGUGGUGGAGGCUUUGUGGUCCACUGGCUUAACAACAAGGACCUCAGUUUCACUUCCUCCAUGGACCUCUUCAUGCUGCAGCUCCGUAAGUUCUCUGAACAGCAGCUGGACCAGACUACUGAGGACCCCCUGGACCCCGAGGGAUCACAGAUGAAGUUUGACUUUGACCUGGACGAGAUGUCUGACAAAGCGUCUUCAGAGCAGGGGGAAGAGGGGGAGCCAGGGGAGCAGGGAAGCACCAAGGCAUCCUCCCCUGGAUCCAGCUCCAGCAUGCCUCUGCCCUCCAUGCUGCUGGAGAGGAAGAUGGAGACCCUGAUCACAGAGUGGAACAAGAGCCCUGACAUGAUGUUCACAAUCCACCCUGCUGAUGGAUCCUUCCUGGUGUGGCAUGUGAAGUACCUGGACGAAUUCAACCAGGGAAUCUUUAGACAGGUCCAGGUGUCCUUCUCCUCCCGUAUUCCUGUUGCUUUUCCUACCGGCGAUGCCAACUCUCUGAGUAAGAACAUUCUGAUGUACGCCUGCACUUUGACCGAGACUGACAGUUCGAGCUCAGGGGAGCAGGGGAGGAUGGCCGCACGUGUGUCCCACUCUGCUUCGCUCUCAGUAGGCCUGGGUUCACCCGCCCUAGCAUCGUCUCCCAGCCCUCACCCUGGCAUCACUCCUGCUGUCAUGAUGGUCUCCAAGCAUGUAGAUGGAUCUCUAAACCAGUGGGCGGUGACAUUUGCUGAGCGUUCUGCCUUCUCCAAUGUACUGACCGUGUCUCACAAGUUCCGGUACUGUGGCCACCGCUUCCAUCUGAACGACCAAGCCUGUCACACAGUGCUGCCUCUGCUGCUAACGUCCUCUCACCAUAAUGCCCUGCUCACCCCGCCCUCAGCCCCAGGCAGCCUGGAAGGAGAGCAGCCUCAAACCUUUCCCCUCCCAAAAGGUCUACCAAGCAGGAAGCAGCUCCGUAAUGCAGCUACAAGGACCUUCCACGAUCCCAAUGCUAUCUACAGUGAGCUCAUCUUGUGGAGGGUGGACCACAUCGGGCCCCUGUCCUGCACUGGAGGGGUCUCUGAACUGGCCCGUAUCAAUUCUCUGCACACCUCUGCCUUCAGCAAUGUUGCUUGGCUGCCGACACUCAUACCCAGCUCUGUGCUUGGAACUUACUGUAACAGUGCCAGCGCCUGCUUCGUGGCAUCAGAUGGUAAAAACCUGCGUCUCUAUCAAGCUGUGGUGGAUGCCAGAAAGCUACUGGAUGAGCUGUCAGAUCCUGAAACGUCUAAACUAGUGGGCGAAGUGUUCAACAUCGUCAGCCAGCAGUCCACUGCCAGACCUGGAUGUAUCAUAGAGUUGGACGUCAUUACAAACCAGUGUGGCGCCACCACCCAGCUGCUGCACGUCUUCCAAGAGGACUUUAUCCUUGGCUACAAGCCUCACAAUGAACCAGAGGCAUACACUCCGGCCUUCCCAUGUGGUGAAGAUAUCCAGCCGGCCCCAUUUUCUGAGAAGUUCUUCCUGGUGGUGAUAGAAAAGGAUCUGAACAGGAAUUCUGUCUUGCAGAUGUGGCAUCUGCACCUAAAAUCUGUGCAGGCUUGUGUUGAUGAGCCCAGCCCAGAUUUUAGCUUCCAGAGCCAGCUCAUGGUUCCAAAUCAGGCUGUGAAUCCUGACUCGUCUCCAGAGACGUCACCGGUGAGACCCCUGCCACGGUCAUCCUCCACAGCCAACCUGCAAUCAGCCAGCAAACUCAUCCUCAGCUCCAAGCUGGUGUACAGCAAGCGUCUAGACCUGCCCCACGGGGUGGAGGUUACCAGGGCAACCCCCUCUGCAGGUCAUCUGAGUUCCUCCUCUAUCUACCCCGUGUGCCUGGCUCCAUACCUGAUUGUUACUACCUGCUCUGACUCUCGCGUGCGGUUCUGGCGCUGUGCUGUGGAGGGUGAUGAAGGUUUUAGUGAGGAUGACAGAGACAACCGUGCGUACCGCUGGGAGCCAUGGGUCCUGAUGAAUGAGGAGGAGGACAACAACAGCGCUGUUAGCGUGUCAGGCCGGCCUGUAGCCGUUUCCUGCUCCUACAUCGGCAGGCUAGCUGUGGCCUUUAAAAAGCCACGACAAGGACAGCUGCAGGGCUCUGGAGAGGAUUUCUCCAUGCAUGUCUCCAUCUAUGAGUGUGAGUCGACUGGUGGAUCUGAGUGGGUUUUAGAGCAGACUCUCCAUCUAGAUGACUUUACCAGACCCACUUCAACGCUGGAUCCCAGAGUCAGUGUGGACUCCAACCUCUUUGUCUACAGCAGGUCUGACCUGUACAUGACCAGAGACCACAGCUCCCCCAACAUAAAGCACUACGUCCACCUAGACUGGCUGUCCAAGGAGGACGGCUCUCACAUCCUCACUGUGGGAGUGGGAUCCAACAUUCUCAUGUACGGCCGCAUCUCGGGCAUGGUCAAUGAGCAGACGAGCAGCAAGGAGGGGGUGGCUGUCAUCACCCUCCCUCUAGGGGGCAGCAUCAAACAGGGCAUCCGCUCACGCUGGAUCCUGCUGCGGUCCGUGGACCUCCUGUCCUCUGUGGACGGCACACCAUCUCUGCCGGUCUCCCUCUCCUGGGUGAGGGACGGCAUCCUGGUGGUGGGCAUGGACUGUGAGAUGCACGUGUACGCUCAGUGGCAUCAGGACAAGAAGCCUGGAGAGGGAGAUGAGGGCAACCUAUCAUGUGGGGACAUUGCUGGAGGACAAACCACAGGUUCCUCCUCAGUUUUUGAGGGGAGGGCAAGGUCCAAGAGUGUGUUUGAAGGGAAUACUGCAGUGGAUGAGGCCCUUCGAGCCCCGACAGGACUUCAGGAAGGGGGACUGUUUGAGGCAGCUCAUUCCCUGUCCCCGACUCUUCCCCAGUACCAUCCCACCCAGCUGCUGGAACUCAUGGACCUGGGCAAGGUUCGCCGGGCCAAGGCCAUCCUAGCUCACCUGGUGAAGUGCAUUGCUGGUGAAGUUGCAGUGGUGAGAGAUGUGGAGGCAGGUGAGGGCGGUUCCAGGAGACAUCUGUCCAGGACCAUCAGUGUGACUGGAAGCACAGCAAAGGACACCAUUGUAGCAGGCCGUGACGGAGGCAGAGACUACACAGAGAUCAACUCUAUCCCUCCCCUGCCCCUCUAUUCUCUCAUGUUGGCUGACCUGGACACCUCAUAUAAGGGAGCGGAGGAGGGGGGCAAGGGAGCAAAGGUGUCUGAUGGUGAUGGAGCCAAGAAGUCUGGAGAGGACCAGUAUUCUGAUCUUUUCCAGGUGCCAACGGUUACCACCGAUGACUUUGUGAACUUUGCCACUGACAAACCAGAGAAGAAGUCUCGAGUUAUCAACCUCUCUCAGUAUGGACCGACCUACUUCGGACCCGAGCAUGCUCAGGUUUUGUCCAGUCACCUCAUGCACUCCAGCCUGCCAGGACUGACCAGACUCGAGCAGAUGUUCUUGGUGGCCUUGGCUGAUACAGUAGCAACCACCAGUGCUGAGGUCGCCAGCUCCACUGAUCAGAAGUACACAGGUGCUGAGGCUCUCGAUGAGUGUGGAUUGAGGUAUCUGCUGGCCAUGCGGCUUCACACCUGCCUGCUCACCUCUCUGCCCCCCCUCUACCGCAUGCAGCUGCUCCAUCAGGGUCUAUCAACAUGCCAUUUUGCGUGGGCCUUCCAUUCGGAGGCAGAAGAAGAGCUGCUGAACAUGAUCCCUGCCAUGCAGAGAGGCGACCCGCAGUGGUCUGAGCUCAGAGCGGUGGGAGUGGGAUGGUGGAUACGUAACAUCAACACUUUGCGGAAAAUUGUUGAAAAGAUCGGUAAAGCUGCGUUCCAGAGACACAACGACCCGUUAGAUGCUGCUCUGUUCUUCUUGGCCAUGAAGAAGAAAGCUGUCUUGUGGGGCUUGUUCAGGUCUCAGCACGAUGAUAAGAUGACUCAGUUCUUUAAGAAUAACUUCAGUGAGGACCGCUGGAGGAAGGCAGCUCUGAAAAAUGCUUUCUCCCUGCUGGGGAAACAACGCUUUGAACAGUCGGCCGCUUUUUUCCUGCUGGCUGGAUCGCUCAAAGACGCCAUAGAGGUGUUGCUGGAGAAGAUGGAGGAUCUCCAGCUCGCCAUGAUAGUAGCCAGGCUGUAUGAAGCUGACUUUGAGAACUCAUCCACCUGCCAAGGCCUCCUUUACGAGAAGGUCCUCGGCUGUAACAAGGAUGGAAGUGGUUACCACUGUUCGAGACUGCACCCUGACCCUUUCCUCCGCAGCAUAGCUUACUGGAUCAUGAAGGAUUACACCCAAGCCCUCGACACGCUGUUGGAGCGAAUCCCCAAAGAGGAUGAUGAGAAACCUGAUAUAAUGGUGAAAUCAUGCAACCCUGUGGUAUUUAGUUUCUAUAACUACCUGAGGACACACCCACUGAUCAUCCGUCGCCACUUUGCAAAUCCAGAGGGCACAGCCGCUACAGUGGGCCUCACUGCUGAGAAGAGCAGUGCAGAUGAGAUAAACCUUAUAGAGCGCAAAUUGUUUUUCACCACAGCGAAUGCACAUUUCAAGGUGGGCUGUCCUGUUCUAGCUCUUGAAGUACUCUCCAAAAUUCCCAAAGUUACCAAGAAAUCCAGCUCGUCACCUACCAGUAAAGCUUCAUCAAAAGCAAACUUGACCUCCAGCCAACCUGUGGAAAAUGGCACCCAGGGAAGUGUGGACUGGGGCUUCCCAUCAGCCCCUGCCCCGGCAUGGGGAGGGAAUGACAGUGCAGGAGGGUUAGACUGGAGCCAGCCUUUGGUCAAGGUGGAAGAUGAUGGACUGAAGCUGGACUGGGAGGAUGACAAAGAUGAGGACUCAGAGGAGGAGGAGGAUGAUGAUGGUGGUCUGACCAUGAAGAAACCAGAGGCUGAGACCAAAGACGGAGGCACAGAGAGCGGGGGCGACAAACUGCAGAGAGAGAACUCACAGUGCGAGUCAGAGGUGGAUGUGAUAGCGGAGCAGCUGAAGUUCCGUGCCUGUCUGAAGAUCCUGAUGACAGAGCUGCGUACGCUGGCUACAGGCUUUGAGGUGGAUGGAGGGAAGCUCCGCUUUCAACUCUACAGUUGGCUGGAGAAGGAGAUAGCAGCCAUGCAUACGAUCUGCAACUAUACGGUGGAGGGGAAGGAGGAAGAUUCAGAGAUCGAGCGUUGGGGAGAGCGCGCAGCGUCAGUUGACAUAUCAGAUGACGCCUUUGAGCGUACAGACGCCGGGGCCUACGAACGUCACCAGAUGGAGCGACGCCGUCUUCAGGCCAAGCAGCAGCACUCUGAGAGGCGCAAGGCGUGGCUGAGGAAGAACCAGGCCCUGCUCAGGGUUUUUCUGUCCUACUGCAGCCUUCAUGGAGCCAAGGGAGGAGGAGUCACGUCUGUCCGUAUGGAGCUGCUGUUCCUUCUGCAGGAGAGCCAGCAGGAGACCACAGUGAAGCAGCUGCAGUCUCCUCUCCCUCUGCCCACUACACUGCCUCUGCUAUCAGCUUGCAUUGCCACCACCAAGACAGUCAUAGCUAAUCCUGUCCUCCACCUCAGCAACCACAUUCACGACAUCCUCCACACAGUCAUGCUCAUGGAGGUUCCACCACAUCCCGAACUCAUGGAUGAUCGGGUCAAUACUCUGCACACACUAGCAGCAUCUCUAUCUGCUUGUGUCUAUCAAGCACUGUGUGACAGCCACAGCUACAGCAGCCAGACAGAGGCCAACCAGUUUACAGGGAUGGUGUACCAGGGCCUAUUGCUCAGUGAAAGAAAACGACUCCGUACAGAAAGCAUCGAAGAACAUAUCACUCCCAACUCUGCUCCAGCACAGUGGCCAGGUGUGUCAUCCCUGAUUUCUCUGUUGACGUCUGCGAGAGAGGAGGACCAGCCAAGGCUCAACGUGUUGCUGUGUGAAGCAGUCGUUGCUGUUUACCUUGCACUCCUCAUCCACGGCCUGGGCACUCACAGCUGCAAUGAACUCUUCCGGCUGGCAGCACAUCCCCUCAACAACCGCGUGUGGGCCGCUGUCUUUGGGGGAGGGGCCAAAGUCAUUAUCAAGCCAAAGAGGCCCGAGGCCCCACCAGUGCCAGCUGAUUUUGAGGCAGCCAGGCCAGACGAGUCUCAGGACACAGGAAGACCUGAGCAGAGCAGCCUCACCCAAAACCCCACCCCCAUCCCCACUGAAACCCAACGCCCCAAACGACCCCCUCCUCCCAUUUCAAGGGGAGAGGGGUCUGGCACUGUGGCCCAAGCAACUCAGGCCAGCUUUACCCCCCCUCAGCCUGCAGCAGAGGAUUCAGACCGAUACAGACGGAGGUUUAACAUGAGGAUGUUGGUUCCGGGACGCCCUGUUAAGGAGACGCCAGUCACGCCGCCUCCUGUUCCAGUCGAGAGACCCGCAUACAGAGAGAAAUUCAUCCCCCCAGAACUGAGCAUGUGGGACUACUUUGUGGCCAAACCCUUCCUGCCACUGUCAGACAGCAGCGCUCUGUAUGACUCAGACGAGAGCGGCACAGAGGAAGAUGAAGAUGAUGAUGACGCCUUCCUUUCUGAUACACAGAUAACGGAGCACCUUGAUCCCAACUCCUACAGCUGGGCUCUGAUCCGCCUGGUGAUGGUGAAACUGGCUCAUCACAACGUCAAGAACUUCCUCCCUCUCACUGGCCUUGACUUCACAGACCUGCCAGUCACCUCCCCUCUCAGCAAUGCCGUGUUGAAGACUUUAGAGAACUGGGAGCAGCUUCUGCUGGAGCGAAUGAACAAGUUCGAUGGCCCGCCUCCCAACUACAUCAACACUUUCCCCACUGACCUCAGCGCAGGAGGCGGCCCUGCUAUACUCCGACACAAAGCCAUGCUGGAGCCAGACAACACGCCCUUCAAGACAAAGAACCAUCAGUCCUUCCCAGCCCGACGUCUCUGGCAUUUCCUGGUCAAACAGGAAGUUCUUCAGGAGACUUUAAUACGUUACAUCUUUACUAAGAAGAGGAAGCAGAGUGAGUCUGUAGAGAACCAUAUGGACCAUAUAAGCCCAAACUGCAUAGCUGGAGCUAGCAGUCAUAAUAAGGUGGAGGCAGAUCUGGGCUACCCAGGAGGAAAGGCUAAAAUCAUUCAUAAGGAGUCUGAUAUCAUCAUGGCGUUUGCCAUCAACAGGGCCAACUCCAAUGAGAUCGUUUUGGCCUCCACUCAUGAUGUGCAGGAGGUGGAUGUGUCCAGUCUGGUGGCUGUCCAGCCCUUCACCUGGAUCGGGGAUGACUUUGAUAAGGAGUCGCGCAGCUCUGACGACAUAGACCAUCGUUCUUCUCAGACCAACAUCGCCCAGACGAGCUCCGUCCCCUUUGCACCACCGCAGAUGCAGGUCUCUGCGUCCAUGCCGUGGCUCGGCAGUGGGCAAACCAGCAUGGGAGCAAGUGUGAUCAUGAAGAGGAAUCUGAACAAUGUGAAGAGGAUGACAUCCCAUCCCAUAUAUCAGUAUUACAUGACAGGCGCUCAGGACGGCAGUGUGAGAAUGUUUGAAUGGAACAGACCUCAGCAGCUCAUUUGCUUCAGACAAGCAGGCAAUGCCAGAGUAACCCGGCUUUAUUUCAACUCCCAAGGCAAUAAGUGUGGAGUUGCUGACGGCGAGGGCUUCCUCAGUCUCUGGCAGGUCAACCAGACGUCCUCCAACCCCAAACCCUACCUGAGCUGGCAGUGCCACACUAAGACCUGCGGUGACUUUGCCUUCGUCACCUCCUCCAGCCUCAUCGCUACAGCCGGACAGUCCAACGAUAACAGAAACGUUUGCCUAUGGGAUACUCUGAUUUCCCCGAGCAAUACCAUGGUUCACGCGUUCCCCUGCCAUGAGAACGGGGCCACAGUGCUGCAGUAUGCUCCUAAACAGCAGCUGCUGAUCACUGGAGGCCGGAAGGGCUUUGUGUGCGUGUUCGACAUCCGCCAGAGGCAGCUGCUGCACACUUUCCAGGCCCAUGACUCAGCCAUCAAAGCCCUCGCACUGGAUGCCUUCGAGGACUUCUUCGUCACCGGCUCUGCAGAGGGCAACAUGAAGGUGUGGAAGUUAGCUGGACACGGGCUCAUGCACUCUUUUAGCACCGAGCAUGCCAAGCAGUCCAUCUUCCGCAAUAUUGGCGCGGGUGUGAUGCAGGUGGAGACGCGACCCGGUAACCGCAUCUUCACCUGCGGAGCAGACGGCACCCUGAAGAUGAGGGUCCUCCCCGACCGCUACAACAUCCCAAGCAGCUUGGUCGACAUUCUGUAACGCCCAUUUCCACUUCUGAGCGUCCAAAGAAAGAGACGGAAAGAAAACACAUAAAAUGCUUAUGUAACACUCGCUAGGCAUUUAUAGUUUAACUGAUGGGGGAAGAGUUAGUCAAAAGAUCGCCACUCUUUGGGCGUCUUUCAGAGUGUGCAGUGUUACCGGGUUUACUGUUGACGUAAAUCAAAUCAAGAAUGAAAAAACAGAGCUGCAAAUCUUUUUUGUCCCAAAGGCUGAAAGCGAAGUUACAAGCAAAAGGUAUCAUACUUGAUUUUAAAGCUAGAUUUAUUGUCAUUUUAUUGAAGAAUCUCUACUCUUAGAGUGUGUCCAUAGGGAAGCUAUGCAUGUCCUGUUCUCGUUCCGCGGUGCAAUCACAGGUCUAUUGAUAGUGCUCUGUAAAAGUGCUCAAGCAAAAAUUUUAAAAAAGUGUGUAACUGUCGUCAUUUUGUGCCCACUGCAGAAAUCUCUUAGCAUCUACUGUAACCAGCACUGUGGUUUGUUCUUAAGUCAGUGGUUUCCGGUGUGAAUCGAAGUUGUUGGAAUCUGCAUUUUGUUUCAAUGGUUUUGCCCCGACCCCUGCCUUUUUGCCCGGCUUUUCUCAGCCCCUAUGGAAGAGUUGAUGGUGCAUUGCUCCUGUAGUGAAACCCCUCCCAACCCCCCUCUCACUGGCUGCCCGUCACUCACUCCAGCCUCUCCUGGUUUGGGCUCGACCCAGCCCGGUUCUGGUCCUGGAGUGCGUGCUCACUCUGCUGUGUCUGCCAUCUGUACGCCUGCCCUCAAAUGCCUGUUUGUGCGGCAGACUCACUGCUAGAACAUUCCUGUUUGGAAGAUGACGUGUUUUAUUCCUGUGGCUGUGAUUUCAAUGUUUCCAUCUGUCUGGUCCGAACCCGAACACCCACCCACCCACCCAGAGCAGAAACACAAAGGUUCACUUCUGGUUUUGCACAAGAUACCCUUGAAUUUGUGUUAUUUUUUUAAAAUUGAUUUUAUUAUUCAUUUGAUUUCUAUGUUUGUGUUUGUUUGGUUGACCAUUCCUUUGUAAAACUAUUUAACGUAUUGCCUUUUAUUUUUAGGAAUGUAAGGGGUUUUACUGUAUCUGAUUGGGAGAUGUGCAACACAGUCUACUGUAUGUACGUGUGUGUUACCUCGCUAGUCGUUUUUACUGUUUCAUCCAUAAGGAAUAGAUAAUUGCACUCAAAUUCUGGAGACACUAAAAGUUUAUUUCAAAUAAAUAGAAUAUGGAAGAAGAAACUGUUCUAUACAAAUGAAUGUCUGGCUUUAUUUGGCCUAGUAGUAAAACGUUUGAAAUAGUUUUAAUAUAUAAAUGAUAUAAAUAUAUAUAUAUAUAUAUGAAAUACCACAACAGCUUGUACAAACAUGAAAGCGUUUCUUUAUUUUUUGGUUUGUAUCAUACCAGCUGGAUUAGUUGUAACUUUUGUUAGGUGUAUGUAUGGUAUUUAUUAAAGAGAUUUGUGUUUCUCUCCCUCUUUCUGCCCACUAUGUGUAUUGUAUGUAACUUAAGUGUUUUACCGAUGGUCCUACUGGUGUCUGGUGCGUAUGUGUGUGUGCAUGUAAUAAUGCAAAAGAAGCCAAUAUCAUGGGUAGACGCUUCCUUGGGCACUUGAGCCUGGAGGUGUGUGAGAGAACAGGUCAUGGUCAGAGUUUUACCUUUGUAAAGUGAAUAAAUUCUUUUUAUUUCAUCA